AGACGAUUCCGAACUAAGGUAAAAGGCACGAGACAAAUUAUGAAAGUUGCAAAGGUAGAAGAUAACAUUGCUCUUCAUCUUCGUGGUGGGGGGGGGGCAUUUUCCUUUCCCCGCGUUGAAAGACCCCAUUUUCAUCUGAUAUUUUUUAGUAUUCAUUUUUUAACCUUUUACACUCAAUCACUAUUGUGCUUUUGUCAUUAAUGUUCUACAACGAAAAUGGAGAGAAAGGUGGGCGUACAGAAUGUGGUCAUUUGGAUUUUGAUGCCAUGUCUUGUCAUCGGGGCAGGAGGCAGUUUUUUGGACAAUGCCUGUGCUCACGGAAGGAGGACACAUUCAUUGGCGACUUUUCAAGGAAAUAUUAACCGAUUUCUGCUAGCUCAUAAUGUCAAUGUCUGCACAAACUGGAUGAAUAUUGAUAAUAAUAAUAAUGCAAUAGCCUGUCUGUCACCAGAACCGUGUCGUAAUGGAGGACAUAGUAACAUAACUCAUCGGGGGGAUAACUCAGGAUGUGACUGUCCAUUCGGAUUUAGUACACCGCACUGCGAAUUUAAGUGUGAGAAGUUCUACACAAAGAAGAACCAUGUGGUCCAAAGUUUGACGCAAUUGGAUCCAUUAAGAAGACGGAUAGCGCUGAGUUACAUAGGCAAAGGCAUGUAUAUUGUCUUAUCGUCAAAAGACCUGAAUAGAGUCACCAAAAAUACAAUGGUUGCUAUAGGGAUGUGCCUCUGGAAGAUGAAAAAGAGGUUCGUCGUUAAAAGAUCACCCGAAAGCUCAUGCGAUUGUACCUAUAGUAACCCCGUCCUCAUGUCUGUGGAUGAUCCAACAUUGGCCUGCAAUGGAAAGGGAAUGAACAAUGUAUGGAUUGACUUCACGAACCACACCCUUCAGGUGGGUCACGUCGGCAACCCGGAACCACUCCUUCAAUGGAAAGGCGACCGCCAAUUGAACAUCAGAUACGUUGGUGUAAAGGUUGUAGACAUCGGCUGGCAGGCAGCACGAUUUAGAUUUGAUUUCCCCUGCAGAGACUGAGAAACGAAACUAAACUCGUAUGAAAGAAAUCGUUAGAAUAUAAGAAUGCAUACAAAUAGAUCUUGUGAAAAAAACGGCAUUUUGUCGGCCAGUCAAUAAUGACAGGGGCGAUGCGAGGAUAGUAUGAUAAGGGCACUUAAAAAGGCCUAUCCGGAACUUAUUAGUGGUUUGUAACCUAACGGUGGCGUAUCUUAUUUAUUAACAAAAUCAAUGGAAAAUGUAUUGUUUCACACACAGCCCAUGACUUUUUUAAUAUUCUUUCUUCACUCUUCAUUUUCUUCCCGCUUUUCUCCCUAUGUUCUUCUCGUUUUUUUUUAAUAUUUCAUUUUUUCACGACCAGAAAGAUCAUAGGGGUGUUCAACCCCUGAAGCUCCGCCACUGUUUCGCAAACAUAAACCUAUAGUGAUUUGGAGAAAGGAACGGGAAUAGUAAAAAAGGGUUAAUACCAAAAAAGUAAGGUCAACUCGUCCAAAAUACAUGUUUUAUUUAGAUUUUGAAUGAUGUAUUUCUUUCCAUUAUAAAAGACCACAAAUUGUAGGGGGGGGGACAUUUUAUAUUGUGUCCCCCUAUUUUGGGUAGGGGGGACGCGUCCUCCCUGCCCCCCCCCCUGGGAUUUCCGCCCAUGUUUGUAUCGAACCUCUACUUUUGUUGCUCCCCUCAUUGUUUGGUUGGAUCGUUCAAAAACAUGUUUCUGUAGAAUGUUCGCAUUACAAAGUAUAUUCCAAUAUUGAUGCUUUCCUAUGGAAUCGGUGUAUGAAUCUAUUGCUGUUUGUCAUUAACGAGGGCAUAUUAUAAUAUUUAUGUUUCUACUCUCAAGGAAAGAUCUGCCCACCACUGUAUCUUUCUUAUCUAGAAAGAAUAACGAGAAACAUAGUUAUCCUAUACUCGUCAAAGCCAUCGUUAUCGUCUUUCCAGUACUCGUACUGCUUUUUCACAUAAUACAAAUGUUGUCACAGGUCCAUUAGUUUGGAAUGAUCUACAAACCGACUUGAAAAAUUCCAGGUCCAUAUAUUCUUUUAAACGUAUAACUUGAAAAAUGAUAUCUUAAACACAUAUCUGAUUGAUAAUCACUCGGCUUCCUAAUAUUCAACCUAACUAUUGUCUACCCUCCUUUUUCACUGUUUCUCUCUUUCAUUUUUCACGUAUUUUUUCUCCUUUUGUGUAAUUGAUAUUAAAAACAAAUUGACAAUGCUAAAAGUUAUUAAUAUGGAAACUGUGAAUUACAAGCUCUGUUUUUUAAUAGUUAACCCUUUAUAGUUAUUCUCAUUUUUGUAAUAUAUCUGGCUCCAAUCUGGAAUGUUCAAAUGUUAUUACCAUUGUCUUAUUCAUUGUCUUAUUCAUAACUUUUUAUUGAAUUAAUGUCAUGUAUUGUAUCAUUUUAUCAUUAAUGAUUUAUUAUUUCUUGUCGGAUGUUAUAUUGUAUUAUAUUUUGUGAGAUACAAUAAUAUAAACCACACUGAAACUGAAUCUGGCGGAUUCAAUUUUUGGCUUCACUUCUGUGUUUGUAAUCAAUUCUCAUGAAAUUAUGAAUUAUUUCCAUGAAUAUUCAUAACCAUGUCAAACUAUUCUUUUAUCGCAUACUUGACCUUUUGUGAUUUUGUUUGUAAUAAAGUUUUCGUUUG
Molecule: messenger RNA, 2651 nt
Organism: Lytechinus pictus (painted urchin)
Lineage: Eukaryota; Metazoa; Echinodermata; Echinoidea; Temnopleuroida; Toxopneustidae
Exons: 5
Coding region: 217-1029 (270 amino acids)
Source: RefSeq, a predicted model, not a curated record